AAACACAUAGUGUUGGAAGAGAUGGAGAGAGAGAGCCAAAACGGUGAGUAUGAUGGUAGCGUCAUGACGGAGGAGCAAAUGGAGAUUCUACGUAAGCAGAUCGCCAUUUACGUCGUUAUCUCUAACAACCUCCGUCUCCUCCACCAUUCUCUCUCUUCUUUCAAUCCUCUCUCAUCAGGAAUGAAUCAAACCGGGCUCGGAAACUUUGAUCAGAUGGUGGCAUCGUCAAGUGGUCAUAGAAUGUCGACACGGCAACGAUGGAAUCCGACAUCGACGCAGCUAAAGAUUCUUGAGAGGAUUUACGAGGAAAGAAGGGGAACACCAGAUCCACGGAGAGUUCGAGAGAUUGCGAAAGAGCUGUCUGAACAUGGACAGAUCACGGAGAAAAAUGUGUACAAUUGGUUUCAAAACCGAAGAGCUCGGUCCAAACGAAAGCAGCCUCAAACGACGACGACCAUGGCUGGCCAGGCGGAUGAUGCGGCGGUGGCGACUGAGGAUGAGGAGGAGAGGAGGAGUUGUGAAGUUUCUGGAGGGUUUGAGUCUUACGACCAUAUACUCUUCCCGACUCCUGAUUUGGGGAUUGAGGAUUUGUUGAGUGGGGGAAGAAUCUAG
Molecule: messenger RNA, 612 nt
Organism: Eutrema salsugineum
Lineage: Eukaryota; Viridiplantae; Streptophyta; Magnoliopsida; Brassicales; Brassicaceae
Product: WUSCHEL-related homeobox 14
Exons: 3
Coding region: 22-612 (196 amino acids)
Molecular function (GO): DNA binding; DNA-binding transcription factor activity
Source: RefSeq, a predicted model, not a curated record